Linderina pennispora is the source of this 1873-nucleotide messenger RNA. Its product is annotated as ALG6, ALG8 glycosyltransferase. Gene Ontology annotation, cellular component: endoplasmic reticulum membrane. Gene Ontology annotation, biological process: protein N-linked glycosylation. The transcript has a single exon. The coding region runs from base 262 to 1731 and encodes 489 amino acids. The record is from RefSeq and is a predicted model, not a curated record. Gene Ontology annotation, molecular function: dolichyl pyrophosphate Glc1Man9GlcNAc2 alpha-1,3-glucosyltransferase activity. NCBI's taxonomy places the organism in Eukaryota, Fungi, Kickxellomycota, Kickxellomycetes, Kickxellales, Kickxellaceae.
CACCUUUCGACCUCUCUCCAAUUCGCCUCCCCAAUUCACCCUUUCUAUAUGCUCUAUGACGCUGCCCUGCUGGGUGUGGGGCUGGGCAUCAAGCUCCUGCUCCUGCCUGCUUAGUAAGUUCUUUUACAGCUCGUCGCGCUGGCUACCCAGACAGCCGGCACUGGCCUCAGGGAACCGGCCACGCUGCCGUGGGGUCUUGUUGAGCGUGUGGGGUUUCAGGCUUGUCAGGCUUGUCAGGAUCCUAACACCUUUUCACCAUCCAUGCGUAGCCAUUCUACCGACUUUGAAGUGCACCGCAACUGGCUGGCGAUAACAAACUCCUUGCCGCUAAGCAAGUGGUACUUUGAGGACCGAAGCGAGUGGACGCUUGACUACCCGCCAUUCUUUGCCUGGUUCGAGUGGGCCAUGUCGCAUGCAGCGCGGUGGUGGGAUCCGCGAAUCGUAGACAUCGACAACCUCGGCUAUGCGGCGGACACGUGUGUCCUGUUCCAGCGUGUGUCGGCGAUGGCCUCGGAGCUGGUUCUGUUCAUGGCGCUGCGCCGGUUUGUGCAGUUCAAUAAGGGUUCAGUGCAGAGCAAGGUCGCUGCAGCACUGGCGUUCUUGAGUCCCGGGUUCAUGUUCGUGGACCAUGUUCAUUUCCAGUACAACGGCUUUCUUUUUGGCAUCCUAGUCUACUCACUGGUGCUGGCACUGGAGGGCCGCGAUCUGAUGGCUGGCACCGCAUUUGCCGUUUUGCUGUGCUUCAAGCAUAUCUUUAUGUACAUUGCCCCGGCGUACUUUACGUACCUGCUAGUACACUACUGCAUGGUGUACAAGGUGGUCGGAAAGUCGCAGAGGCGGCCCGGCAAGCAGCAGCUUGACAUUGGUGGGUCGGUGGCGAAUCUGGCCAAGCUAGGGGCGCUUGUCGUCUUGGUUUUUGCGGCGGCAUUCGGGCCGUUUGCUGCGAUGGGCCAAAUUCCGCAGCUAGCCUCGCGGCUGUUUCCGUUCAAGCGUGGGCUGUGCCACGCGUUCUGGGCGCCGAAUUUCUGGGCUCUGUACAUCUUCCUCGAUCGUGUUCUGAUCCUUGCCUCGCGCUUCCUGCCCGAGACCAUCGCGGCUAACAUCGACAAGGCUGCAACUAGCACACGCGGACUGGUCGGGGACACCGAGUUUGCGGUGCUGCCCGACGUACCCCCAGCCGCGACAUUUGUUAUCACGCUAGUUGCUAUGCUCCCUGCCUGCGCCAUGCUGGCGUCGAAACGGCGGGCGACGCCGCAGCGGUUCAUCCAGUCGGUGGUUCUGUGCGCUUACGCAUCGUUCAUGUUUGGCUGGCAUGUACAUGAGAAGGCCGUGAUGCUGAUGCUGGUGCCACUGAGCCUUCUGACUGCAUCUCCGUCGCCGCGUACUCUGCGCAUGUUUAGUGUGUUGGCUGGGUCUGGAUACUACAGCCUAUUCCCGUUGCUAUUUGGUACCCAGGAACUGCCGAUCAAGGUGUGCAUAAUGCUGCUGUGGGCCAUGUGCGCGCUGGCCCUUCUCAAGGCGACAUCCAGGGUCUCGGCUUGGGGUUGCCUGACGUGCAUCGAAAAACUAUAUCUGCUGGGCCACAUCCCGCUGUUUGUGGUAUCUGAGCUGGUACCAGCAGCAGCAUUUGGGCGGCUGCAGUUCCUGCCACUGGCCAUGGUUUCCGUGUAUACAGCACUCGGUGUCUUGUACUCGUGGAUUGGCCUAAUCAUCGAGUUUGUGUUGGCAUAAAUGGUUCAGCGUUGUCGUGGAUACAACAUAAAAUGCAAUUUUGCACCGCUUAUACUAGGAACAUCACGGAUAUAUUCAGAAACAGUGUAUGUAGUCAAACCUGCCCCCAUCCACAUAGUAUUCCUGUCAGGCUACUACUUCC